AUGGACAACGGCAGUUUCGAAGUUCUCGUCGAAGAGCGUCUCCUACCGAACGACGAUCUGGAGAUGUCGCCUCCAGAAAACUCUGUCUUCAAGCCCACAACAUUGAAGUCCUCAGUUCGCCUCACAUCAGCUACAAUACUGCUAGCUACCAUUGUCUCUUUAGAAGUCACGCUGAGACUGUCCAAAAGCGGCCAAGGACUCGGCGACGUCCCUCUCAACAGCAAGGCCCUCAGCUACUUGUGGACCGCACUACCUGGUCUCAUUUUUACUCUAAUCAGGAUGUACUGUUCAUCAGUAGACUUCGAUACACGUUCCUUGGUCCCACUGCUUCACCUAGCCAGAGGCUCAAAGUUCCAAUCAUCUCUUAGUCUCGAUUUGGUCAACAAACAUACUUUUCUGCUACUCUACGAAGAACUGAAGACGAAGAGCUUCGAAGCACUAGCAUCGACGUUAGCGGUCACUUUGGCAUCCUUCUUGACAAUCUUCUCUACCGGCCUUUUCACCUCCGCUGUCGUCACCAGACACGGAUCAACCGAGCUGAUCGUAGCCAGGCCAAUAUGGUAUAAUACAAAAGGUACCGCUGCCAAAUUUGGAUGGUCAGACCACUCACUGGAAUCCGCAGCCAUCAUCCUAGCCAGCAAUGUAUCUUAUCCAUCUUUCACAUACGAGGAUCUGAUUCUACCAACCUUGGAAGUGGACCGGACCUUCCUAUCCGCCCACUCAAAUACUUCAGCCAUCGAGUUCAGCACUACUCUUCUCGCUGUACGAUCGUCCUUUGCACAAUGCCGCAUUUUCAAUGGCUCCCAAAUUCACGGCGAUUCAUCUGAGGUAUUAUACGUCUCAGCACUGGCUUGCAACGAGUCCGUGGAAACUGUUGAGGUAGAAGCUGUGUUAUUUGGUCCUGAUUUGAUCAUAAAACCGAGCCGGCCCCCAAUACCGCAUCAGUCGGCUGCAAGUAGUGUGGACGCGCAAGGCUGGUUCCUACCAGAAAAUGAUACGACGGCCUACGACCCCUAUGACGGCCUCCCACGACUGUCCACAAAUACGGGAGAUAGUUCAUUCGACACGUUUUACACAUUACUUACCACAUCACGCUAUGCGAUCCCACUGGAGAUGCUCGGCAACAAAUCUCACGCUUCGACUGUGGCGGAGGCGAUCAAGUUUCAUCACAGAAUCAUAGCCGCUCAGAGCAUUGCAAACCUAUACCACGUCCCAGAAAACAUCAGAACCAGGCGCGACUCGACGUACAAGAUAGUCCCAGGCACCAACGACACCUCCUCGUAUAAUGCUACCAGCUCAGUACCCUCGGACCGCCCGCGAGUGGUCCAAAACGAGUUCUCAACUCGGGUCCUUCAAAGCCUGCUUGUCGGAGCCCUCAUCUGCCUUCUGGCGAACUGGUAUCUCAUACAUUUGGCUGGAGGAUGCGGCGUGGUUCCAAGGAGUCCCAAUACGAUCGCUAAUGUUGCCGCACUUCUUGCUGACGGCAACCUGAUCGAGCUCUCGCGCUCGGUCGACUCCCAGUCGCUUGACUUGCAAACAAUCAGAGAUCACUUGGGUCGAGAUACUGUCUUCCGGCUGGGCUGGUAUGACAUCUCUGGGCGCGAAGAGAAGGUCUAUUGCAUUUAUGCCGAUGUUGGGUCUCGCAUUGUUGAUUCAUCGCAACACGUAGAUGAGUCUGAAGAAGGGGCGACUCAGGAUGAUGCUAGACUAUAA
This is a messenger RNA of Diaporthe citri, 1713 nucleotides long. RefSeq lists its product as uncharacterized. The coding region runs from base 1 to 1713 and encodes 570 amino acids. The transcript is spliced from 2 exons. The record is from RefSeq and is a predicted model, not a curated record. Lineage: Eukaryota; Fungi; Ascomycota; Sordariomycetes; Diaporthales; Diaporthaceae.